Molecule: messenger RNA, 1205 nt
Organism: Alternaria alternata
Lineage: Eukaryota; Fungi; Ascomycota; Dothideomycetes; Pleosporales; Pleosporaceae
Product: DUF887-domain-containing protein
Exons: 2
Coding region: 1-1185 (394 amino acids)
Biological process (GO): lipid homeostasis
Cellular component (GO): endoplasmic reticulum; membrane
Source: RefSeq, a predicted model, not a curated record
AUGCACGACCCGUUUCCUUUCCCGAGGCCUGAGAGACUGGUCAAAUAUGUAGAGCCCGUCGCUGAAAUGCUCUCGCUGAAGACGCUACCGUUGCACUUCCACGAGGUCAUUGCAGCGUUCACCCUCUACCACUGUACCUACCGCUACUUCGCCCCCGCUAUCUCGCGCCUCCUCGUCCCGAGGAUAUAUGCGCAGUUCAGUGCGCGAACCAAGCUGAACUGGGAUGUACAUAUCGUGUCUUUUGUCCAGAGCACGCUCAUCUGCUCUAUGGCGUUAUGGGUUAUGUGGACGGACAGGGAGCUUAACCAGAUGGACGCAACGGAGCGCGUGCAUGGAUACACGGGGGCGUCUGGCUUAAUUCAAGCUUUCGCGGGAGGCUACUUCCUGUGGGACCUGGCAAUCACAGUACAGAAUGUGAAGGCCUUUGGUAUCGGCAUGCUGUUCCAUGCUAUCUGUGCCCUCUCUGUCUUCUCGCUGGGCUUCCGUCCAUUCGUGAACUACUACGCGUGUACUUUCAUCCUCUACGAGCUCUCCUCGCCCUUCCUGAACAUCCACUGGUUCUGCGAUAAACUCAACAUGACCGGUACUACCAUCCAGCUCGUCAACGGCAUAGUUCUGCUGUGCACCUUCUUCUCCUGCCGCAUCGUGUGGGGAUCGUACCAGUCAAUACGCGUCUUCACUGAUGUCUACCACGCCUACACAGCCGGCGCAGUUGUACGCUCAGACCCAGACGUCGGAAAGCUUUCAGACAACACGACCCUCAGCAACGCAGCCUUCAAGAACGAUGUCCUCCAGUUCGCCGACAACCAAACCGUCCCUCUGUGGAUCAUAAGCGCCUACCUCGCCUCAAACUUCAUCCUCAACGGCUUGAACUGGUUCUGGUUCGGCAAGAUGAUCGAGACCCUACGUAAACGCUUCGACCCUCCCUUUGGCACAAAGAAACCCGAGAUCAAGGAAACCACUCUGGAGAUUCCAGAUGACGAGAAGGUCUUGGUCGAGGGUAUACAUGUCUCCACUCCUGGUGUAAUUGAGAAGGAUGCUAAGGAUUACAUUGACGCAGCCUCUCCGGAGUUGGUGUCGCUGGAGAAGAACAGGACCGGGACGCAUUUGGAGGUUAAGCAGAGUGAGGUGCGAAGCCGGAAUACGGCUCAAAGAGGGGGACUGAGAGCUGCUCAGGCGGCGUGAACGUGCAUGGCAGCAUAGAU